This is a messenger RNA of Parnassius mnemosyne (clouded apollo), 267 nucleotides long. NCBI's taxonomy places the organism in Eukaryota, Metazoa, Arthropoda, Insecta, Lepidoptera, Papilionidae. The record is from the annotation of a GenBank genome assembly.
CUGUACCGGUUUUCCAACGAGUACAUUACUACCUUACAACAGCGAACGAAGUGGAAAACCGCUGAUCAAGAGCUGAAGACAGGCACCAUGGUCUUAGUGAAGGACGUCAAUCGACCUCCUCUUCUUUGGCUGAUGGGUAGAGUGAUCGCCAUAAGACCAGGAUCGGAUGGUCACAUCAGAGUUGCUGACAUCUUCACCACAAAGGGAACAAUCACAAGAGCAUUUAAUAACAUCUGCCCUCUUCCAGUGUCUCCUGCAUCAUCUUGA